Messenger RNA from Gopherus flavomarginatus (Mexican gopher tortoise), 516 nucleotides. RefSeq names its product chromosome 19 C17orf50 homolog (gene PGBDF). The record is from RefSeq and is a predicted model, not a curated record. The transcript has 3 exons. Lineage: Eukaryota; Metazoa; Chordata; Testudines; Testudinidae.
AUGUCUUAGUGGAGAAAAGAAGAGGAGGAGGAGAAGGAGAUGGCAGAGGAGGAGGCUGAAGAGCUGAAAGUGGUAGAAGAGGACACAGAGAAAGAGAGCAUAGUCUCCUACUCCCCCCUUUCUCCUCAGACAUCAAGCACAGAGCAGGUCCAAGAGCUGAACAAUGCAGAGCAGAACUGGUUCUGGGGCUGGUUCUCGCCUUUCUCCCUCUUCUCUGGGUUGACCACGCUGGCAGACAGGAAGAGCUCUCUGCAGGAGCCCAUCUGUUGCCUGCUGGACAAGAAGAGGCCCCCAGGCAACACAUGCUCCGAGUGCGAGAUCCUGUUCUGCAGGAAGUGUGAGGGGCUGCACUACAACCCGGGUUUCAUAGAGCACUGCAUCCUGGGCCAUGGCAAGGAGGAGCCAGUGGGCAGGGGCUCGGGCCUUAUCAGCCCCAUUCUGAGCGCAGAUUCCAUCAACCUGGCUGUCGCUCCAGGGGGAACAGAAGAUGAAGAAAUAAAGAGAAAAUGAAGUGGC